Molecule: messenger RNA, 360 nt
Organism: Vanrija pseudolonga
Lineage: Eukaryota; Fungi; Basidiomycota; Tremellomycetes; Trichosporonales; Trichosporonaceae
Gene: PET117
Product: Protein, mitochondrial
Exons: 2
Coding region: 1-360 (119 amino acids)
Biological process (GO): mitochondrial respiratory chain complex IV assembly
Cellular component (GO): mitochondrion
Source: RefSeq, a predicted model, not a curated record
AUGUCCCGCGCAUCAAAAGUAUUCUUCGGCACCUCGAUGGUGUUCAUGUGCGCAACAGUCUACGGCGUCCACUGGCUGCAGAAGCGCGAGUCGGACAACAUGUACCUCGGCGUCCUGCGCGACGAGGAGCGCGUCAACGCCAAGAAGCUCGCCCAGGUCCAGCAACCCGCCGCUGUCGUCGACGAGGACUGCGCUACGUGCAUCAUCUCGCCCCCGCCCCAGCUCCUCGAGGCGCAGACCAAGGAGCAGCGUGCGCGUGAGCGGGCGGCUAGAUUGGCAGAGUACGAGGCGCAGAAGGGCUUGGCGGUGCGUCUGGAGGCGGCAGAGAGCAAGACGGCGGCGCCUCAGCGAUUGGUGUAG